AUGCCUCCAAAGAGAACAAAUUCAGUGCACUUUUCGGCUGCCGUCCCCUCACCAUAUAAUCGUUCAGCGCCAUCCAUCCAAAACACCCCGAGACUUCUAUGGGGUGCGACAAGCCCUUAUUCCGCACAGCAGAGCGUGAAAAAUGCGAGAACAAGAGCGGAGAUAAUCAUCAAUGAAAUCUCCACCGAAUGCACAAAGCUGCUUGGCAUGAACUACAAAGAAAAAGAAGAGAAGGCCGAACUUGAAGCCCAUAUGCAAUACCUGAUUUGUUGUCUUCAAGCAGCUGAGCAGCGAGCUUGGAGGCUUGAAGAGCGCGUCAACACCUUGGAGGUUGAAGUGGCGUCUCGAAACGUGGAAACCCCACCAACAGACCAAACAGCACCUCCGCGAGAGAUAUAA
Molecule: messenger RNA, 399 nt
Organism: Penicillium pulvis
Lineage: Eukaryota; Fungi; Ascomycota; Eurotiomycetes; Eurotiales; Aspergillaceae
Exons: 1
Coding region: 1-399 (132 amino acids)
Source: RefSeq, a predicted model, not a curated record